Oikopleura dioica is the source of this 1008-nucleotide messenger RNA. The record is from the annotation of a GenBank genome assembly. NCBI's taxonomy places the organism in Eukaryota, Metazoa, Chordata, Appendicularia, Copelata, Oikopleuridae.
AUGUCGGAAGAGAAGAACGCUGAGCUUUGGGAGGACGUCACGGAAAAGUCUUAUGACCCAGCAAAGCUGCCCGAAGUCGAGAACGAGUACGACGAAGGAGACGUAGUCGACGGAAUCAUCAAGAGCUUCAAGAAAGUUGUCGGUUUGAAAAAAUCAGAUACGACAACUGACGCUCAGCCACCUUCCUCUUCGAAAACUACUAAGCCCAGCAGUGCUAGUUCUACUUACACAAAGCGCGAAUAUGAUUGGAAAAAGGUCGAGCAGUCGAAGAAGAAGAUUUUCUUGAUCUUUGGAAUCGAAAGCUUUGAUAACUCGUGCGUUUGGAUUAAUGAGGACGGAACUCCGACCGGUACUGUGGUCAAUAAGAGACACGGUGCGAAAAAUGACGUCGCCAGACUGAAUAAAACAAUGUUGCGCCUUGGCUUCGAAGUUCGAAUCUACAACAACGCGGACAAAAAAUUCACAGAGGACAUUCUUCAAAGUUUCAAAAACAUGGAUCUUUCAAAUAUCGAAGUAUUCGGCAUGGCGAUUUCGUCGCAUGGAAGUGCGAAUAACAUCAUUUAUUUGAAGGACACACACACGGAUUUGAACUUCUUUGUCGAUCCUAUUAAGGCAAACAGAACCAUGGCCAAGAAACCAAAGCUCUUCUUUGUAAACGCCUGUCGAGGAAAUAAAUUCAGCAAGACGCAUCUCGUAGCUCAAGGAAACACCGUGCAAAAAAGGUGGCCCUAUGAUGCUGAUUGUUUGAUCCACUACUCUUCUAUUGAAAAACACUAUUCGCUGAGAAGCACUACAGUUGGAAGCUUUUUCGUUGUCGCUUUGUGCGAGGUUUUGGAUCGGCUGAAAAGUACCGACAAUCGAGACAUUCACGAAGUCCUCGCUGAAGUUAAUCGCACUGUAGCGAGUAUGGAUCCUGCGUAUAUCGACUCGCGGAAUACAGAAGUUCUCCAAAUACCAGUCAUUCAAUCAACGCUCACCAAGUUCCUUGUUCUCGCUCCCCCAUCAUAA